AAUGCACCCGACUUCGGUUCGCGUGCGCGGAGGCCUUCGGAUGCAGUGAUGUCACAGAUGCUAUCAAUUCCAAUAGUCUUCGCCCUCGUCAGUUUCAUUGGAAUCAUAGUCAGUUCGUCUUCACAGGCCAUCUAUGGGGAAGCUAUCUGGUCUCCCAUGGACCUCCUUGGGAGGUUCUUGGAUGGUUCGCCCACCCACGCUACACGUUUUGGAGUGUGGUUCAUAGCAGCCGCUUUUGCCCUUGCGACAGUUGGAACGAACAUUUCGGCCAACUCAAUCAGUGCAGGAUGCGAUCUUACAGCGCUAUUUCCACGAUUCAUAAAUAUCCGUCGUGGUGGAUACAUCGCGGCCGUCGUUGGGCUUUGCAUGUGCCCUUGGAAUUUGCUCAAAAGUAGCAACAACUUCACGACAUACCUUUCUGCUUACACGAUCUUCCUGAGCGCCAUCGCCGGUGUGAUGAUCACAGAUUACUAUGUGAUCCAUAAGGGUCAUUACCGCGUCAAGGACCUCUACCACACGGAUAAUGAUGGCUGGUAUAAAUAUUCCCGUGGUUUCAACAUACGAGCGUACGCGGCGUACGUCGCUGGCAUCCUCAUCAAUGUCGUGGGAUUUGCAGGAGCGACGGGGCGUGAUGUACCGUUAGCAGCAACCCGCAUUUAUUCAAUGUCCUUCUUCACCGGUAUCAGUGUAUCGGCAGUGGUUUAUUGGGCCCUUAACCUUCUCUUCCCUACCCAUGAUGCUUCUCGCACGUUCAAAGAGGUAGAUGAGUCUGCUGAUCUGCGGGAUAGCCUAUAUGUCGAUCACCCAGAUGUUGGGUCAGAUGAGAAGCUAGAGAAGGAGACUGAUAUCGGUGUGCGCGAGGUCUCAAUAUGUUCCACAUAA
Molecule: messenger RNA, 882 nt
Organism: Postia placenta MAD-698-R-SB12
Lineage: Eukaryota; Fungi; Basidiomycota; Agaricomycetes; Polyporales; Adustoporiaceae
Exons: 7
Biological process (GO): transmembrane transport; nucleobase transport
Cellular component (GO): plasma membrane
Molecular function (GO): nucleobase transmembrane transporter activity
Source: RefSeq, a predicted model, not a curated record